This is a messenger RNA of Sclerotinia trifoliorum, 648 nucleotides long. NCBI's taxonomy places the organism in Eukaryota, Fungi, Ascomycota, Leotiomycetes, Helotiales, Sclerotiniaceae. The record is from the annotation of a GenBank genome assembly.
AUGAGCAGCUUAUUUGAUAACCCUGGAGUCAAAGACCUAAUGGCUUGGCUUGCGGUAGGCAUGCGUUGUUAUUUUAAAUAUAAGCUAGCAGAUGAAUUUGAACCGUUUGGAGAAGUUAUGAGACCUGGUGUCUGGCGUUCUAUGACGGACUUCAUGAAUGCAGCAGAGGCCUGGAACCAAUGGCCGGUAAGGAGCACAUUUACCGCCCGUAUGAUUUUUCGUACUUUCAGACCAAAGCCCGCUGCAAAUAAUAGGCGCAUCGGCCGGCUUCGCCACAUGUUGCAUAGAAACCAUGACCUACCCAGCCUUCCAGCAGGUCUUGUUCCGGAGCCAGUACUGCAAGAGCUGCCGAAAUACGGCCGUGGUAAUUUCUCAGUUUCUUAUGUAGAUAAUGCUACUAACGCGUGGAAUCGGCUUAUCGAUGCUCAAAUUCCUGGAGGAAUUAGUGCAGGCACUACGGUACUUCCUAGGGGAGAUAAUGCAAGCGACGCGGUAGAUCCUUGGGAAGGCGAUGCAAGUAGUGUAGUAGUUCCUUGGGAAGAUGAUACAAGCGGCGCGGUAGUUCAUUGGAAGGCAAUGCAAUCCGUACGUAGAAUCAGGGCGCUGAUGAAAAUGUUCUCGCUCCGACGCUUCGGGACUGCGUGGUGA